This is a messenger RNA of Danaus plexippus (monarch butterfly), 1229 nucleotides long. RefSeq lists its product as uncharacterized. The transcript is spliced from 4 exons. Lineage: Eukaryota; Metazoa; Arthropoda; Insecta; Lepidoptera; Nymphalidae. Bases 72 to 1217 code for a protein of 381 amino acids. The record is from RefSeq and is a predicted model, not a curated record.
CCUAUAAGUGUGUUAGGAAAGUCAAUAAGGACUUUUUAUCAACUUUCUCAAUUUUAUAUACCCUCCAGAGAAUGUUCGGUCUCUCUUGUUUUACACGUUCAAAUUAUAAAUUAUACUAUUCACCGGAAUAUUUCAAAAUCACUUUUAUUGUAAUCGUCAUGCUUUUCAUUAAAUUAUUUAGCAUAUGUUACAAAAUGAUCGAAACAAAAUCAACCAGCAUGAAAUUUGGUGUGAAUGAUAGUUAUGAGCUAAUCGCAAUUUUCAAUCUUCUCCGAUAUAUAACAGAUAUAUUUUUGGUCCGUAAAUUUAGAAAUUUUUAUUUGAAAUACGUCAGUCGUUACAAAACGAUAGAUAAUAGACUUGGUAGAACCUAUUACUAUAGAAUCAAACAAAGCAUCCGUAGAACUUUUAUUUUCUUCAGUGUUAUUGGUUCCACAGUGUUUAUUUCAGAUAUUAUCGCGUGGGGUCUGAAAGACGAAUUGACUUAUGAAUUUGUAUACUUUUGUGAUUAUUUUUAUGAUUUCUGUAAACUACUCAGCGAUCUCGACUUUAUUGGAAAUUGUGUGCAAGUGAAAUACCGGCUCAAAAUGAUCAGAAAUAUCCUCUUUGAACACUAUCACCAUUUUGAAAAUUUACCGGAAGCUUUCAUAAAUUUCAAAUAUAAUGAACAAUGUUCCUGUCGUAAUAUUAAUGUUAAACAUUUAAAUAAUUUCAUUAAUGAAAACGGGAAACAAAAUAUGCCGCUCAAAAAGUGCUAUUUGUUGCUAGUCGACCAAUGUUCCGCAAUAAACACAAUGUGUGGAUUCAGGAUUAUUCUAAGCAGUUUAUAUUACCUAGCAGAUGUGACACUAUCUAUUCUAUUUACAAUACGACUUGUCUCAAAUACUAAGCUAGGAAAUAUGGAAACCAGUUACUUUACUAUAAUAUCAGCUGUCAUGCAAGCAGUUGUGGAUACUCUAGUUGUAUUUUAUGCAAUAUAUAUUUGUGAAAACAGCUAUAGAGAAGUAGAAAAAAUUGUAUGUUAUAUCGAAUAUUUCCUGCUUAACAAAAAAAUGGAUCCUCGAGAUCGGCAUUCUUUACAAGAACUGAAAGAUUUAAUACUGACAAGACCAAUCAGAUUCCACGCGGCCUAUUUCUUUAAAAUGGAAUAUCCCACUGUUGUAACAGUAGCAUCUAGCAUCGUGAUGUGCAUUGUUUUAUUAUUACAAAAUACAUAGUGAUUAUAAAGA